Penicillium paradoxum is the source of this 867-nucleotide messenger RNA. RefSeq names its product RTA1 domain-containing protein. Bases 1 to 867 code for a protein of 288 amino acids. Gene Ontology annotation, cellular component: membrane. The transcript is spliced from 3 exons. NCBI's taxonomy places the organism in Eukaryota, Fungi, Ascomycota, Eurotiomycetes, Eurotiales, Aspergillaceae. The record is from RefSeq and is a predicted model, not a curated record.
AUGGUGUGGAAAUUUUACUACUAUACCCCAUCCAGUCCAGCUGCUGGUAUCUUCGUUGGACUGCUUGGCCUAAGCACUGUGUUGCAUCUUUAUCAACUUCUUCGCACGCGGACAUGGUUUAUGAUUCCGUUUUUGGUUGGGGGAGCUCUCGAAACGGUUGGUUACGUUGGCCGUCUAUUAUCAUCGACCGAGACACCCGACUACACGAAAGGCCCGUAUAUCAUGCAGAGCGCGUUGAUAUUGAUUGCCCCCGCUUUCCUUGCAGCUAGUAUUUAUAUGACGCUCGGACGAAUCAUUUUCAUGGUUGACGGGGAGAAAUGCUCCCUGAUCAGACUAAAAUGGUUGACCAAAAUAUUUGUGUCGGGCGAUGUGCUGUCUUUCCUGAUGCAGGCUUCUGGAGCUGGAAUCAUGGUCAAGGAUACGACGAAUCCAUCAACUGGCGAAAACAUCAUCAUCGGUGGUCUAUUUGUGCAAAUACUGUUCUUCGGGUUCUUCAUAAUCAGCGCGAUGGUGUUCCAGUCUCGUAUAUCGAGCAGUCCCUCAGGAAGAUCUAUCGAAUUGUCGAGCGUUUGGCGCCGACAUUUGACUGCGUUGUAUAUCAGCGGUGCCUUGAUCCUUGUGCGAUCGAUAUUCCGCGCUGUGGAGUAUAUCCAAGGAUAUGAUGGCUACCUGAUGAAACAGGAAGUGUUUAUCUAUGUUUUUGACGGCUUGUUGAUGCUAAUAGCGAUGGUUAUCUUGCAAUACAUCCACCCCAGUGAGAUUAACUGCUUAAUUGGGCGUGGAGAUCGGCACACUGAGAAGAUAUUCAAGACGCGCAAGUUCGCACCUGCGUCGGCGCUGGAAAUGGGCGGGGCAAUGGAUGCGUGA